AUGGUUCACGUCGUUCAUUCAGCCCUCUACUGGAAGCUGCGAUGUAUCCAGGACGCGUCAAGCGGCGACGACAAGAACGUGCCCCCGAAUGUGCCCCCUCGAAUGACGCUUUUGUGCCGACCUCGAUGGCCACAUAACGUUAUUCACCUGGGCUCCCAAUUCAAUCCGAUGGCCACUAUGUAUCCUGACGUCCCACACUUCGGUUCCUGUCAGUGCUCGGCUCCUUUCGGUGCAAACACUUGCCGCAAUCCCCUCGUACACGCGUACUGCAACAUUAACUGUUGCCCGUACGAGGGCAUGUGUGGCAGCGGCCUUCACGGAUCGACAAAGGUAUAUCUCGCACGCAACUUGCGGUCGUCAGCGCUAGGAGAUGCCGCUGCUGCAGACAUUGAAGUUGUCGAGGUUCUUGGGGAGUAUUUGGGCGAGCUCGAGCAUCUGAGCAUGAACCGCAACGUUCCCCCCGAAAUACAGGCUACCGGCUUCUUCUGA
Phytophthora nicotianae INRA-310 is the source of this 489-nucleotide messenger RNA. RefSeq lists its product as hypothetical. Bases 1 to 489 code for a protein of 162 amino acids. NCBI's taxonomy places the organism in Eukaryota, Oomycota, Peronosporomycetes, Peronosporales, Peronosporaceae. The record is from RefSeq and is a predicted model, not a curated record. The transcript has a single exon.